AUGACAUAUCAAGUAAGGGAGGUGUGGGAAAGUGUGAUCAAGGAAAGAAUGUGGGUGAUGGAGUGGGUAUGCGGUGAGAUUGUGGACAGCAGGCUUGUUAUUCCUGACUGGCCGGGCGGCCAGCAGAACCCACAAAACAGCACUGCCUCUGUGGAUGGCCGAAGCAGGGUGCUAGGGAGUGAAUGA
This is a messenger RNA of Auxenochlorella protothecoides, 186 nucleotides long. RefSeq lists its product as hypothetical. The transcript has a single exon. Bases 1 to 186 code for a protein of 61 amino acids. The record is from RefSeq and is a predicted model, not a curated record. NCBI's taxonomy places the organism in Eukaryota, Viridiplantae, Chlorophyta, Trebouxiophyceae, Chlorellales, Chlorellaceae.